This is a messenger RNA of Drosophila gunungcola (fruit fly), 2568 nucleotides long. Its product is annotated as cytochrome b5-related protein. The transcript is spliced from 5 exons. Gene Ontology annotation, biological process: lipid metabolic process. The coding region runs from base 156 to 1481 and encodes 441 amino acids. The record is from RefSeq and is a predicted model, not a curated record. Gene Ontology annotation, molecular function: oxidoreductase activity. Gene Ontology annotation, cellular component: mitochondrion. NCBI's taxonomy places the organism in Eukaryota, Metazoa, Arthropoda, Insecta, Diptera, Drosophilidae.
UGAUCGAGCGAGUGUAAUACGAAGACAAAAGCCGAGCGACGCGACGCUCCAAAUAAAAGUUUAGUAGGCGCUACGUAAACAAACUCUGCGGUUUGUCUUCAUUGGGGUGCACAGAGCGACCGGUUCUUUCGAUCGAUUAACAAACUGUGCACACAAUGGCGCCCAAUAUAGCCGAGGAUGAAGCCUGGAAAGUGUCAGGAAUCUCGAGGACUUAUCCGAGUUACCGCCAGUAUCGUCCCAUUACAAGUGAGAGCUGGCUGGAGGGCAAAAACGCCGAUGACGAGGCCGAAGGUCUUUGGCGCAUUAACGAUAAGCUGUACGACUUAAGCGAUUUUGCCUCUCGCCAUCCGGGUGGCGCCUUUUGGAUUGAGUGCACCAGGGGCACGGAUAUCACCGAACCCUUCGAAUCGCAUCACAUCGAGGAGCGGGCUCGCGAAAUGCUGAGUAAAUUCGAAGUGCGACAGGCUUCGAAGCCCCGAAACUACAAGUUUACGCUCAAUGAAAAUGGGUUUUACAUGACCCUGAAGCGAAGAGUGCGAGAAAAGCUGAAAAAGAUUGAUUACUCUCCCACCAAGAAAACAGAGUUUCUGCAUCUGGGCAUCCUGUUGUCCGUGUUUCUUUUCAGCUGGGCAGGCACAGUUUUGGACUCUCUGAUUUUCCAGUCUCUUGCUGGAUUGGCCCUUUGCUGGGUGGCCACCUCCACCCACAAUUUCUUCCAUCAGCGGGAUAGCUGGCGGAUGUACACUUUUAAUCUGACGAUGAUGAACUUCCGGAAUUGGCGGGUAUCGCAUGCCUUAUCACACCAUGUCUAUGCGAAUUCACUACACGAUCUGGAGAUGUCCAUGUUUGAGCCAUUCUUGUGCUGGAUUCCCGAUCGUCAUUAUGCCAGCAAAACCCAGCGUUGGAUUUCGGUGGUUAUUUCCCCAGUGGUAUAUGUGGUACUGUUUCAAGUACAGUUUCUUAUUCGUUUGGUUUUAUCCCUUACCAAAAGAAACGUCUUGCACUGGGAUGAUCUUAUUGGUCUGACCCUACCAAUGUUUCUAUAUUUGUUCACUGGAGUUGGUCUAUUUGAAACUCUUAUUAGCUGGCAAAUAAUCGUAGCGGUGGGCAGCUUUAUUUUUGGACUUGUUGGUCUUACGGCAGCUCAUCAUGAUCCUCGCAUUCUACACGAUGGCGAUGCCCAACGCCAGGACAUGGAUUGGGGUCUAUAUCAGGUGGAUACCAUCAUAGAUCGUGGCGACAUUAAGUGGUCGGAUCUCUUGGUGCUCACCCACUUUGGUGAGCACGCCCUGCAUCACCUUUUUCCCACUCUGGAUCACGGAGUGCUCAAACAUCUCUAUCCAGAGUUGAAGCAAACGAUGAAAGAAUUCGAUGUGGAACUGAGGGAGAUCAAUCAUUGGGGUCACAUCAAGGGGCAGAACGAGCAAUUGCUGAGGAUAAAAAAGAAUACUUUGCCACCGGGUAGUAAAAAGGUUGAGUAGGACGAGAUUGGGAACUAAUGAAAUAUGUCUAAUGGGCAGGGAAUUUGUUGUUUUGUAAAUAAUUUAAUUAUUUAAGUCUUAGAUCUUUAAAGCUAAAGAUUUUUUAACUAUUAAAAGCAAGGUGAAAUUGUUAAGAUAUGUAGAUUUAAAAUUCCUAUUCAUACUCUUAUAUUAAUUUGUACUUCACCAAAUACUCCGAAUAUGCUCUUAUCAAAAAGCUUUUCUCAGCUCUCUUUCCUAUUUCUCUGUUAACGUCGGUUUAAAGCUUCUUUACCAUUUCCGCUUUUUUAUUAUAUAUCUUUAAAAGCAUCGUUUAUGGUUAAGUUAAUCUGGUGCUUAAGCAGCCCAUAAACAAUUCGUAACACACUUUAUUAAGCGACUCUUUAAAGUUGAGAGUUCAGCUGGUGCUGACUGAUACUUCGUUUGAGUAAACGUAAGACCACAACGAACUUAAAAAAAAAACACUUUUCGCUGAGUCACGGUGUCAAAGCAAAUAAGAAUCAAUGAGCAUAAGUCAAUACUUUAAUUUAUGAUUUGAAACCUUGAAAAUUUGAACACAAAGUAACUUUAUAAGGAAUACAUGAAAAUCCUAUUGGGAUAAGGGAAAAUAAUAACAUUAAAAAUUACCAAAAUUUCAUUUUAAUUUUUUUUAAUUUUAAAACUUAAUUUUAUUGUUAUCUUGUUUAAACAAAUGAAUAAAAUUGUUCUGAAAUAAUGGGAUAAAAUAACCUAUUUAAGAUUAUCGUUCAAAGUAAAUGGAUAAGAUAAGCGAUUCGUGUGGCCAGCAGCUAGGCAAGUUCUCCAAUAAAUAGCUGGUUACGAGAACUGUUUUUAUCAGUUUCAUUUCGAUAUUAACCGGAGAAAUCAUCAAAUACUUCUAAAUACUUUUUUUAUAAUUCUGGGCCCAGAAACCAAAACUUUAAGAGCAGUUAGAGAAGAGUCUCAUUUGGAAUAAAAGAAGGCCGAUACGCGAAUCUAAACUUUAAGAGUUUACUUUUGGAAAAUGUUUUAUAUAUUGUGGGAAUCACUUUAUCAUGUAUUUUAUAAAAUAACUAAGGAUGUGAAAUAAAAAUUAAAUACAAUUGUA